GUCAGAUUUUGUGGUAGAGGUGUAGUGUUUGAUGUGUUGGAAUUUAUUUAUUAUAUUAAUUUUUGGAUUAUAUUUAUACAAAAUCUAGAAAAUGACGACAUUUGAUUCCAAAUACGAUAUGUUUCCAGCAGGCGACGUGGGGGUGGUGGAGGGAGAGAUGAACAUCCCCGUGCGGGGAGCUCCAUCAGGAGACAGUAUGGAAUUCAACACACUUGAUGAGCCCAUCAGGGACACCUUUCUGCGAGACCUCAGAGCAGUUGGCAACAAAUUUUACCAUGUCCUCAUUCCUAGGGAAAAGACUAGCCUGUUGAAAGAAUGGGAUCUAUGGGGCCCAUUGUUGCUAUGCACUCUGAUGGCCACCAUCCUGCAAGGCUCGGCGGAGAGAGCUGACAACUCUAAUGACGGAGGACCAGAGUUUGCUGAGGUGUUUGUUCUUGUAUGGAUUGGUGCUGCCGUUGUCACAUUAAAUUCAAAACUGCUUGGUGGGAACAUCUCAUUCUUCCAGUCAGUGUGUGUGCUGGGCUACUGCCUGUUCCCGAUCGCGCUGUCGCUUAUAGUAUGCCGCAUCAUCUUGUUCUCCACACAAAGCACCUUCCUCUUCUUCCUUCGCUUCGUCAUAUCCAUGGUCGGCUUCGUCUGGGCUACUUUUGCUGCCACGAAGUUCCUCGGGGACAGCCAACCAGAAGGCAAGAAGGCGCUCGCAGUAUACCCAAUCUGCUUAUUCUACUUCAUCUUAUCAUGGCUAGUGGUAUCCCACAGUAACGUGUAAAUGUACAAUGUAUGUGAUAUGGACUAUUUAGAAGUAAUCUGUGAAUAUGUGAUUUAAGUCUUUAUUAAUUAAUAUUAUGAUAAACUUUUUGCCUCUGCUGGGCUGGAAGAAAAGGUGAAGCAAGAAUGCGUUCAGCUUCCGACUGAGAGACUAAGAGAUCUUGUCCUCUCCAUAUGAUAGACUUGUCUAUGGGUCAUGGACUGGUGACCUGUCACCAUAUAGUUCAUUCAUUAUACUGUCCAUAUUAGGGUUGAACCUCAGGGUUAAACUAUAUCUGACAGCACGGAACCACGUGUAUUCCAUCGCUUCCAUUCCGACGCGUGCGAUCACACUCUAGCAAAUUACGGUUAUGAAUGACAUAAAAGGAUAGCAGCACAGGAAAGUGCGAUGCGGUGCAGUCAGAUGUAGUUCAAUCGUUACCGGCUUUCGAUCCUAAUUGCGGAUGCAAAUGUCAUCUUAAAACAUAUGGACUAUUAACAUGGGCGAUAACUAUCCAUCUUGCAGUUCAUCGUAUCAAUUUUAGAACGACUAAAAGAGUAACAGCAAAUUGUCUUAUUGGUUAUGCCCACCCCGUUAAGGAUUACGGGCGUACCUUUAUGUAUGACAUAACAUAAGGUCGCGACUAUAACCCAAUUGGGGUAAUCAGAGUUACAUCAAUCGUUAGAUACACUAAAUACCCACACCUCACCGAGCGUUCUGUUAGAUCAAUGUGAUAGUUGGUGAGCCGUAUCGCCGUCUAUAAUAAUCGAUCCAACUGUGUUAGUGAAAGUUGGGUAGGCCCGCUACAAGGUGGACCGACGAUCUGGUGAAGGUCGCGGGAAGCCGCUGGAUGCGGGCAGCGCAGGACCGAUCGUCGUGGAGAUCCUU
Molecule: messenger RNA, 1636 nt
Organism: Pectinophora gossypiella (pink bollworm)
Lineage: Eukaryota; Metazoa; Arthropoda; Insecta; Lepidoptera; Gelechiidae
Gene: Yipf6
Product: protein YIPF6
Exons: 7
Coding region: 92-769 (225 amino acids)
Biological process (GO): endoplasmic reticulum to Golgi vesicle-mediated transport
Cellular component (GO): trans-Golgi network; membrane
Source: RefSeq, a predicted model, not a curated record